This is a messenger RNA of Eupeodes corollae, 818 nucleotides long. Its product is annotated as trypsin delta-like. The transcript has a single exon. Gene Ontology annotation, biological process: proteolysis. Bases 1 to 774 code for a protein of 257 amino acids. Gene Ontology annotation, molecular function: serine-type endopeptidase activity. NCBI's taxonomy places the organism in Eukaryota, Metazoa, Arthropoda, Insecta, Diptera, Syrphidae. The record is from RefSeq and is a predicted model, not a curated record.
AUGUUUCGUUUGGUUGUUGUAGUAUUGUUGGGUGUUUUGUCGCUAGUAGCGGGAGGAGUUCCUAACGAAGCACGUGUUGUCCAUGGCCAACCCACUGAGAUUACCGUGUUCCCCUAUUUGGUCUCUCUCCAGCAGUUUAAUAGCCAUAUUUGUGGAGGAAGUAUAUUAAACGAGCAGUGGGUCCUAACUGCGGCUCAUUGCCUGAAGACCAUAAUCGAUAAUAAUCAAGUUUCAACUCUCAAAAUUCGUGCUGGUAGUUCAGAGUGGCCUCACGGUGGUGUGCUGAUGUCUGCUGAAACAGCUUUCAUGCAUGAAUACUAUGAUCCGAGGACUUUACUUAAUGAUAUUGCACUUAUCAAAGUAUAUGGCGGAUUUGUUUAUAGUGACACCAUCCAACCUGUGGGAAUAUUGACAUCUCCUAUUCGAUCGGGAAAAUCGGUUGUAGUAAGUGGAUGGGGCCAAUUGGCGGCUUCAAACCCUCAACUUCCGACACAUGUGCAAGCCGUGGAGAUGAAAUUCUACUCAAAUCAAGAUUGUGCUAAAACAUACGGAAGAGCUCUGUUUGACACAAUGGUUUGUGCGAUAGGACCUGUCCAGGAUGCAUGCAAUGGCGACUCUGGUGGUCCUCUUGUUAUAAGUGGUUCAAGGACACAAGUCGGAGUUGUGUCUUGGGGAGUUCGUUGUUCCGAUGCAGGACUACCAGGGGUCUAUACCGAUCUUACUAAUCCAGAAAUGAUUGGAUUUUUGCAACGGAAUGUUGGUAAUUUAGUGUAAGAAACGCAAAGAUAAUAAAAAGCUAUUGCUUUAUUUCUUCUUUA